AGUAAAAAAAAAAUUAUCACGAUAACAAACGGUGGACACAAUGUUAGUUUAACAUUAUUAUCAGAAAUCAAUAAAGGCUUAUUUCUUUGGAAUGCUGAAGCUGAUUUAGAAUGCCACUGUUUCGACGCAAAACCUCUGAGAGCAAAGCGAAGUCACCAAGUUCUGGGUCAGGGCUGAUACGAACACCAUCCAACAGAUCCAACAAAAGUUCUCCACACUCACCCACAUCACCAGACUCAUGGGGGGAUGAAAAUGAUAUGGGUGUAUCACAGAAUCUCCACAAUGGAAGUAUUCCAUGGGAGCACAGGCCUAAAACACUUAUACUCUCUGAUUCUGUUCUUCAAGAAGGUCAAGAUAUACCUGAAGGGGCCCUGGAGUCACCGCUGAGAAAUUCUUCUCGGCUGUCAAAAACGCUGCAGGAGAUUUUACGCGACAAGCAUGCCUUAUCAUGUUUCAAAUCAUUCAUGCGAAGCCAGGCAGCCGAGCAUAUCAUACAGUUCUGGUGCGAUGCAGAGUCUUUCCACGCCUCGACACUUAUGCGCCUUCGUACUCACUCUCUGCAGAGCAUCUCCAAAAGCUCUCUUCACAAACGACGCUGUCUCAGUGACAGCAAUAGGGCGGAUAACUCUAGUUCAGGUUCUAGCCUAGUUUCUCCUGGCGUGAAUUCCCUCCCCUCACCCAACACGGAUGCACCAAGUGGGGACCUGCACCUGAUUAGAGUUAAAGAGCACGAUCAAAAUAAAACUGAAAAUUGUACAGAUUUAAAAUCUUCGCAACCUGACAGUAUAGUUUCACAAACAACAGAAUCUAGUGAAAUAAUUGUAACCAACGAGGAACUCAAAGACUCGUCUCCAUGUGAAUUAGAAGAAAACACCAGCUUAAAUAACAAACCUCAAGAAAAGUCUGUGUCAGACUCGGUGCCGGUACUUAAAAUCUGUGAUAAGAACUUGCCCACUUCCUUAAGUGUGACAACCCAUGGGGAUGGUGGCAACCAUGUUGUAUUGAACCAUGAACUUUCACCCUCCCAGCAGUAUGAGGUGCUAGAGAAUGAAAGCCUAGAGGACCAAGCAACACCUUCAGAAAGCAGCAGUGAAGACAUUGGGACAAAGCUUAAAAAAAGUAUAGAGAGAGAUGCUGUGACCAUAUUUUCUAAUUACAUUGCCAAAGAUGCACCAAAACCAAUAGGAGUGGAUGACAGUCUACGUGCUGAAGCUAUUAGCAAAAUUUGUAAAGAAAAUGGUGAGGUGGACCCAGAGUGUUUCAUCUCCUGUCAGAACUUUGUGUUAAAUAAACUUGAUUCAGAGUAUUACGAGUCUUUCAAAGACAGUGAAUUCCACUGCCGGCACCAGGUCCAUGUUUUGACAACAGAAAAAGUUUUCCUGCCAGACAUUCUGCUCAAUGAGAACGCCUUAUGUUAUUUCAUGGAGUUUAUAGAACAAGAAGGGGCCAGUGACUUAAUGCAGCUGUGGCUAGCUGCUGACAACUUUCAGCAACAGCUGACCAUCACAGGUGGUCAGUAUGAUGGAGAGCAGGCCCAGGUUGAUGCCAUGGUUAUAUAUGACAGAUACUUCUCCCUGCAAGCAACACACCCAGUUGGUUUUGAUGACAAACUAAGGUUUGAGAUUGAAGGCAAUAUCUGCAGGGAAGGUGGACCUCUACCUGACUGCUUUGUUAAAGCCAAGAAUAUUGUCUUGAAAAUAUUAGAGAAGAUGUAUUUCUCCAACUACCUAAAAAGUCAAGUCUACUACAGAUACUUGUCUGAUCUCAUUAGCACUGUCCAGAUGUCGGAAGAUAUGCCCACUAAACCUUAUAAGCACAAGAGAACAGAGAGCGACGCAUCAUCUGAGCACAGCGCAGGCAGCCACAGCACUGGUGCUGAGAGUGUUGUCUCACGUAACACACUGCUGGCCGUUGACACACGUAAGCUGCGUAAGGUGGGGACCAUUGAGGGUGACUUUAGCAUGAACAUGGACAUGUUGAACCCUGAUGAUCUGUGGAAGAGGCCGGUUGCCAAAACUGAUUCUUCCCUUGGCAGCAGUUUGAUCCUUGGGUCUGUCAACCAGCUUGGGCAGUUUGUCUCACACUUUGAACACGACGUCGAGGCUGAGAAAAAGAAAGGGCCUAUACUUUUUAAAAGAAGAAAAGAAAAAGAAAAGGAGGAAGAGGAAAUGGCGUUAAGAAUAGCUCAGAUGAUCAUCUCAGAUGUCAACACAAUGACCAAGACAGGUGAGAACAUGAUGAAGAAAAGCUGACAUCCUAUUUAGCUGUGUACAGAAACCCUGACAUCCCCUUUUAGCUGUGUACAGUAAGACUGACACCCAAUUUACUUAUGUACAGAAAGGCUAACGUCACAUUCUGGCUGUGAAAAGAACUGACCUUCCGUUAUUGCAAAGAAUAGAAAGGCAGGCUUGCCAUCUUGGCUCUGAAAGUAAAGCCGACUUGCCAUUUUGGCUGUGAAAAGGACAGACAUCCAACUUUGGCUGUGAUUUCUCGCAUCCACCCAAAAUGUUAUUAAUAGGCAGACUACAAUCUACUCACAUAAACAUUAACCAAUGUAAAUAGUGGCUAUUUAUAGACCAUCCAACAAAACCUAUGCCCUAUAUUGUGUAGAUGUUCAUUGAUGGGAAGAUAACUCCAAAAGACCAACCCAAAGUUGUUUCCCCUGCAAGUUUGUUGUUUGUAAAUAUCUUCACAGAGUCCUUCAGAAUAACCUGCAGCAUUUAUGAUGGUUGUUGAUUUCUAGUGUGGUUUUUUAAAUAUUAUUUUUUGCUUUACUGUAUUUGAAGUGAUUUAAUUAAUAUUCUUUUAAUGUGAUUGUACAACAAACUGGUGUACACCAGUUGAAAUGUUAUGAAGAUGUGAAUCAAAUUCUGUUUUUAAAUUUGGUGACUGUUAUGUAAGAAAAUAAACCCCGAGCUUCCUGGUGUGACUAGGUAGAUAGGUAUAUGAAAGGUGUAGGUGAGCACUAGGUAGAUAGGUAUGUGAAAGGCGUAGGUGAGCACUAGGUAGAUAGGUAUGUGAAAGGUGUAGGUGAGCACUAGGUAGAUAGGUAUGUUAAAGGCGUAGGUGAGCACUAGGUAGAUAGGUAUGUGAAAGGCGUAGGUGAGCACUAGGUAGAUAGGUAUGUGAAAGGUGUAGGUGAGCACUAGGUAGAUAGGUAUGUGAAAGGUGUAGGUGAGCACUAGGUAGAUAGGUAUGUGAAAGGUGAGCGUUGUGCUGGUAUGGAGGCUGGUGGAAGUGUGAGCCAGCUUGUGAAUCGUGGACUGCUUGGAAAAACAUAUUAGUAAAUUUAAAGUUGAGUCAGUAGUUUCACUAUCAGUAUUGUAACCCAGGGUGUCACCCCCCCUUUUUUUUUUAUAUGGUGUCACCCUGUGCCUACUGAUGAAUAGAACUUUUCUAAAUUAAUAAACUAAUUCACUGAAAAGCAGAAUUUCUCAUUAAAGUUUGCUAUUUUUUGUUGUGGUUUCAUUCUCUUGAAUGGUAUCACCGGGUGUGUCCACCCCCUCCCUCCCCGCCUUGUGACACUAGUUAGUGGAUUAAACUAGACAGAUAAAAACAGGGUAGUUUAAUGUUUUUUAAAACAAUUUUUACUUAACCAACCAAAGAGAGUCAAGCAUGUCUGGAUUUUGAUGACUUAAAGUUGGGGGCGAAGUUGAUUCUGGUUUUUGUUCAGUCUUCUUCAUCUGAAUCAGCCAUCUGUGACCAAAGCUAGUACUCUCACGAUUUAAUCUUGUUAUUUCCUCACAAAGAAUAUUAGUGUGUGUGUGUGCGUGUUAGAACACUCUGACCAAUCCAAUGUAAUCAAAGUAUUUAACAAUGUAACCCAAUCCGAUCCAGUGUAUGGAUACUUUAAGGGUUAGUUCUUUUGUAAAAUACAUGUUGAAAGAGCUCAUGCAACAUAAUUCAGCCUAACUGGCUUGUUAUAUUAGGACUAUUUUUUAAAAAAUUAUCUCAAACUUUUAAAACUUUUGAGCAAAUAUCUUCAUAAAUUUUUCUUCUAGACUUGAUACUGUGUACCAGUUUGUGCUGAUUUCAUCAAAAUAUGUGCACUCAUAAGAAAAUAUGCACACAUUUACAUCAGCUAGAGAAAUUUGAAUGCCAAUUUGUAUGCUAAUUAAUUCACUAAUUCCUAUCAGGUUGCGUGGCUUACUAAGGUCCACUGGUAGCAAAUUAUAUGGGCCCACAUAGGACUGCUAUGUUGGUGCUGAUAGCACUAUUCCAGUCACCAGGACUU
Messenger RNA from Physella acuta, 4234 nucleotides. Its product is annotated as A-kinase anchor protein 10, mitochondrial. The record is from RefSeq and is a predicted model, not a curated record. Gene Ontology annotation, biological process: intracellular protein localization. Gene Ontology annotation, cellular component: plasma membrane; mitochondrion. Lineage: Eukaryota; Metazoa; Mollusca; Gastropoda; Physidae.